Messenger RNA from Penicillium brasilianum, 996 nucleotides. The record is from the annotation of a GenBank genome assembly. NCBI's taxonomy places the organism in Eukaryota, Fungi, Ascomycota, Eurotiomycetes, Eurotiales, Aspergillaceae.
AUGAGUUAUCUACUUCCAUUGAUGCCAUCGAAGUCCUCAUCAUACCGUCUACGCGCCGUUUUUUUUUACAAUCUCGAAGAAACAUCCUGCAACAUGUCCGAGUUACCAUUUACUAGCGAUAAUGAAUCCAUUCAAUCCCCCUCCACCACUUUCUCCACAGCCUAUCAAUCCAUUCAUCCACAUCCUCGUCCACUUCGCCGGAAAAACACAGUGACCCAACUGACGCGAUGGGUUUCAAAGAGGAUCUCACGGUCAUCCCCCACAGACAAUGUUGGGGGGAAUGAGCUUAGCGAGCAGAACCUCAAGGAGCUCAACAAGGCCAUUAACACGGAAGCAGAGAGCCAUGCUCUCGGGGAAACAAACACAGACUCAGACACCGCCUCUUUCGUCAAGGAACGAAAGGCAACGUUUGCAACAAUCAGUGAGAUCGAAGUGGAGCAAAGUCCAAAGUCGCAUCUCGAGAGAGAACGAGAAUUACGCGUACGACGGUCCUAUGCGGCCUUUUGUGAAGACUUUACUCUAUCUGGUUCUCCGGGCCCAAGGCGGAUAUUCCACAUGACCAUGGGAAUGGACGACUGUGCUGAGGAGGAGGAGCAGCAAACGAAAAGCCCUCACACGGAUUCUAUACUCGAAUCCCAGCCAAGCUCUGGUGAGGCACUGCCGCUCGAGCACGAUCAAUUGCGUAACGGAAAGUCGUUCCAACUAUCAACCGAGACGACGGAACACAGAUGUUUGGGGCCCGUUUCACCCCAUGGAGAAAAGACAUCCGAAACAAUGGAUCUUCAACAAACGGCCGCCGAUGACGAGUACAAUAAUUGGAAGUCUCAAAUACCACCUACACAUUAUCCAUACCCCCCUUCUGCGAUCAUGACUCCGGCUGUCUAUGAAGAGAUGCAACGCGCAACUCGAGAAAGGAAGCGCGCCCGAAAACAAAAGCUCCUAGGACCUUUUCGGGAAUUGUUCCUAAAGGUACAGCCUCUGCGAACGCAGGUAUGA